This is a messenger RNA of Sitophilus oryzae (rice weevil), 571 nucleotides long. RefSeq names its product gelsolin-like. The record is from RefSeq and is a predicted model, not a curated record. Gene Ontology annotation, cellular component: actin cytoskeleton; cytoplasm. Gene Ontology annotation, molecular function: actin filament binding; phosphatidylinositol-4,5-bisphosphate binding. Bases 167 to 571 code for a protein of 134 amino acids. The transcript has 4 exons. NCBI's taxonomy places the organism in Eukaryota, Metazoa, Arthropoda, Insecta, Coleoptera, Curculionidae. Gene Ontology annotation, biological process: barbed-end actin filament capping; actin polymerization or depolymerization; actin filament severing.
UUAACCUUCUGGGUCAAAUCUAUAAGAGCACCUUGUGUUUGUUUAUGAGAUCAUUCGAUGGUCAUCGGUGGUCAGUGCUAUAACUGAGGCCUAUUAUCACGAAGGAAAUAAAGUUGUGAGUGUGUUUUGGUGAGAUACAAAGACUAAUAGAUCUUGUUACGUCACGAUGAUGGCCUUCGCCGUCCAGCGACGCCAAGCGUCCCCCAUGCGUCUCGGCGCCUUCGCGCUGCCUCUCCUAGUCACCGCGGCCCACCUGAUGAUGGAGACCUCGGCGGCUUCGACAGUUGCCCGACAGCGUUCCCCCCAGCGACAAGUCAGCAUGGAACCGGCUUUCGCCAAUGCCGGCAAGAACCCCGGCCUGGAGAUAUGGAGAAUCGAGGAUUUCAAACCUGUGCCCUAUCCAAAGAAUCAAUAUGGAAAGUUCUACUCUGGGGAUUCAUACAUUGUACUUAAUACUAGAGUAAAUAAAAAAGGUGAAAAAUUCUGGGACAUUCAUUUCUGGUUGGGAUCACAAACCACUCAGGUAAGCCAAUUAAAAAUUCAAUUCCUUAAUUUUAUUAUUAUACAGUAA